AGGGACUUCACCUCAGAGCUACAACUUCCAGUCGUUCAGGCGUGAGUGUUCGCUCAGUUCAGAUGACACCUUCAGCGUGGGUGGCCAGAGCGCCCUACAGGUGGAGCGAGACUAUUUCUACUCAGAGAAGGGCGCCUGCAAGACUGUAAAGGUCGACUGCACGCCCACGGAUAUGCUGGUGACCUUCGCCUUCGGCACGCCCUUCGAAGGACGGGUGUACGCCACAGGGAACGCCCAGGCCUGCUUUGAGAGAUGGGCAACAGACAGACACAAUUGAUUCUUCGAGUUCCCUAGGGUCAACCUGUGGCACUAGAGAGGAGGGAGACGGCAAAUUCGUCAAUACAGUGGUGGUACAGCAACACCCACUCAUCAUGCAGGAGUCAGACAGGACGGUGAGGGUCGAAUGCUCCUUUGAGGCCGGGGACCAGACCGUCAGCUAUGCUCCUGAGGCUGGGGCUGGCAGGACGGGUGGAGGGAUUGAUAUCAACGGUGAUUACGAGAUUGUGACCAACUUCAUCACUGGCUUUCAAAAGAGGCUCUUCAAUGUGUCGAGUGCGCAGUUCCGGCCUGGGGUGAAUGACAUCAUCAGCAACACCGCGCCCACGCCCACAGUCCGCAUGCGCAUCUACAAGUCGACCGGCACAGAGGCGAAUAACGUGGACCUUGGCGAGCUGCUGACACUUAAGAUAGAGAUGGAGCAGUCGUCAGCGUUCGCCAUAUUCGCCAGGAACUUGGAGGCGAGGACGGAUAAUGGCGAGCUCAUGACGUUGGUUGAUAAUAUUGGGUGUCCACGCUACCCGUCCAUCUUCCCGGAGCUGCUACUGGAGGAGAGAACCAAGAGCCUCUACGGGAACUUCAAGGCCUUCAGGUUCCCCUCCACAGCCAGGGUCAACUUCGUCGCCACGGUCAGAUUUUGUCAAGACCUAUGUGAACCGGUAUCGUGUGGUGCAGGAGUAAUAUCAUACGGUCGGCGCCGCAGAAGAUCAACCAACGAAACUGACGAAGGCGAAGAUGGCGACCAGACGGAGGCGAAUGAGUACGACACCUCGACGGAGAAUGUGAUUGAACAAACAGUGGCGUUUGGUUUUGAUCCCAUUGAUAAUUAUCUCGGGUCUUCUCCUUCCUCCCGUCCCAAAACAACCAAGCGCUCCGUCAGCACCACCUCCAGCACCACGACCAACAGCACCACCACCACCACCACUACUACCACCACUACCACCACCCCUACCACCAUCCCCACCAUGAAGAAGGAAUCAAGCAAAGAUAAGAAAAAGAAAACAGAGGAAGAGAUGCCCAGUGAUAUCCCUGUUGCUCUCUCGCUCACAGUUGGACACCAAACCAAGCUUACUAUUGGAGAACCAGCCAAGCUGGUGGUAGGAGAAGACACGAUGCCCGAAGGAUGGGACGAUAGACACAGACACCGCUACAGGGAUGACACCUAUGUAGCGGACGACUACGUGUGUACUCCAACCUCAACGGUGAUCGCCGCGGUACUGACGCUGCUGGUGCUGCUUUGUGCUGCCGUGGCCGGAUCCGUUUUCUUUUACCGGACCAAGAAACGCCAGUGGCAGAAAAUGGGAAACUGUGACCCGUUCCCUCUCCCUCCGCAGCCCAAGAGUCAGUUCUACAAUAGCCCGGAGGUGAUGUUCCGUGCAGCAUACGGAGGCUUCCCUGGUCAAUCCAACUUAGCCUCAAACAUGGCGGCCUUUACAACUCAACAGGCUGUCCCUCCUAUGCACGAAGACUCCCCACAGUACAAGGAAUAGGGAGAGUCUCAAGCAAAUAUCAGAGCCUCUUUCUUAUGUUUUGGUAAUCAGAGAGUGAGUGAGUGAGUCUUCUGUAGUUAGUUGUGUGGGGGAUAGAAAACGUAAGGUGGGUGUACUGUACUAGACGUUUUGUAUGGUGGACUAUGAUAAUUGUGUGAGAGGUGCUGUUUGUUUAUGAUACUGGAAAUGAAAAAGAAAAUGAGAUAUGGAAAUAUAUUGGUUUAAUGGUGAUGGAAAGAAAAGAUAGAAGUAUUAUAAUGAAAUGGUAAAGAAAAUUGAAUUAUUAUUAUGUGAUGGUAAGGAAAAUGGAAGUCAAUAUAUUUUUAUCAUUAAUACAGUGUUUCAGCUUUGAAUAUAUUACUUAAGGAACCAUUAUUCGCGUAUUGUCUUAUGAUGAAAGUGAAGAGUUUAUUGUUAAUGCUGCUAUUGUUAAUUUAUGGAGACAACAUUUAACAUAGUUUGUAUAACUUAAUUUAACUUAAGGAUAAUUUAAUUUGUCGUGAGUCAUAAUUUAUCCUUUAAAGUAAACUCUUGUGAUUAAUUCUGAUUAUAUGGUAAGUAAUUGAUUAUUAUUAAAAGGAAGAGAUUUAAGAGCUAUAUAUAAAUACAGUCUUUGUGAGAGUCUUACACACACACACACACACACACACGCGCACACACACACACACACACACACACACACACACACACACACACACACACACGACAUUAUGAAACAGUAAACAACAUGUACAUCACUGAGACUCACACCACGAGUCGACAAUACCAGAAGCGUCGACAAGGACCAUAUACGUGACUCACCACCAUCAGCUGAAGUACACCAGACUCUGUAGGCUAUAAAGUUCCUCUUGUUCCUUCACCAGAUGAUAUAUAUAUAUUUUCACCCAGAGGAUUUUUGUGUGUGUGUAUAUAAAGGUUAAUAUAACUCAUUUUUUAUUAGGGACGUUCAGCUUUAAAUGGAUCUCUGGAUGUGGGUUAAUCUUAGCUUCCCUUUCCUCUUCCCUUCUUCCUCUUCCCUCUUCCCUCUCAUCUCUCCUCCCUCCCCCCCCCACAUCUCUACCUUCCCCUCCCCUCCACCUUCCCCACUUCUCCCUUCCUUCAGGCCGUGGCUUCGUUGUGGCUUGUGUAGUACUGAUGCACACUACGGUAACCCACACACACACACACAGUCCAUGGCUUGCAUAAGUACUGACACACACACACACACACAAGCCACAGAUAAUUACCUAUAUAACUUAAUGUAUUUUAUCUCUGUCUUUUGUAUUCCCGUUAUUACUUAUCCUCUAAACUUUCCCCAAAAGCUUUUCAUAUAAGAAUUUUCACCCAGUAUUAACCAGUACGAUAUGUUUUCCCUGCUGUUUAUGUCGCAUGUGUCUCGUCACUGUAUCAUCAAAGAUCCAACAAAUCUCGAUGCUCUCAACCCAAGCUUAUCGCCGCUUUUUUGGGGGGAGGAGGGGGUAAAUUUUAGCAUCUGUCAUCCCUGUAUUUAGAUAUCCAAAUUAGGUGAUUUCCGAUAGAUAUGAAAGUCCAAAUGGUUCAAAAUACAUUAAAAACCCAUCGGAAAAGCAUAGUUUGGAUACCUAACCUAACCUAACCUAACCUAACCUAACCUAACCUAGCCUAACCUAACCUAACCUAACCAAAUUCCUAAGAUUCCCCGGAUGACUGGAACUAAAAUAACACUUUUUUUCCCCCCAGAAUAUAAUAACCAGUACCGGACCUUAAUGCUUCAGCCGUUAUCAUAGACGAGUUUUUUUAUGCAUGAAUAAUAUCAAAGAACUUUCUGAAGAUAUUUGAUACAAUAGGUUUAGUAAAUAUAUAGUUAGGAGUGAGAUGUUUCGUAAUAGGCGGUUCAACACACACGGCCAGACACCAGGGCACAGGUGACCGCAGUGGAGAUGUUUGUGUACGUUGUCGAUGAACGAGGAAGCAAAAAGUGACAAACAUAACGUAAUACCUAUGUUAAUAAUAUUUUUUUUUUUACUUUUUUUUAUCUCGUAUUAAAUAAAAUCCUUAUACUUUUAUCUAGAAACUUCCAAAACGGUAUUAAGAAAAAAAAUCCCCCCACGUAAUAAAAGUUAUAAUUGGAUACUUUUAUUGUUGUUUCCGCUAUUUUUUAUUUUUUUUUACCAUUCAAGAGUAAGCAAGACCAGAAUGCUCGUCGUAAACUAAGAUUAAACUAGUUAUUAUUGAUUAGGUUGUUUAAUUAAGGUUUUUAGUAUCUAAGGGAGGUGAGUGACAGACAGACAGACAGACAGACAGACAGACAGACAGACAGCAAUUCACUUGUUAUUCCGAAAUCAAAACAGAUCUAAUUUUGAAAGUUGUUGAUGUAAUUAAUGUUAUUAUUACGAGUCAAUAACUAAGUAAGAUCUUCAAGCGAGUGGCAAAGUACAGGUAUAAUUACAGAUACAGGUACAGGUAUAAUUACAGGUACAGGUACAAAUGAAGUUACAGGUACAGGUAUAAUCACCAGGUAGAAACAUCUUACUCUAGUACCUCAACCUGUGAUUAUUCUUAACUAACAUUAUCUCUCAUACGAUCAAAAAAUAUUGCUGUCUGUCUCUAUGUCAUGUCUGGUCAAAUAUCAUCCAAUACGAGUCUGAGUUGUGGCUAUGAGUUAAAUCAGUAUAUAUAUAUCUCUUUCAGUUAAAAAUUCUAUACUUACAUUAUUGAGGUAUUAAAUCUAGUUUGUAUACAACUAAGUCACAAAUCUUAUAAAUGGGUUAUAUAACAACUUUACAACACACACACACACUGCCAAUCAGUUGUGUUUUAAUUAUAGUUACAACAGUAUAGACUCGAUUGUUUGGGUAAAUAGAAUGGAUGUUUAUAUCUCUGUUUCAUUAAGUGUUUACAUUAAAUUCGCUCUGUUUCGCGUGAUCUGUCGGACGUGGGGAGGGAGGGAAGGUAUAUUUUUAUUAUCGCGCGAAAUAUUGUGAAUUGUUGAGUGAAUGAUGUAGUAAAAUGAUUUAUUUAUUCUCUUAUGAUUUUGUUUAUGUAGAUGUUUGUGAGUGAAUUUAUUAUUAUUAUUAUUAUUAUUAUUACUUUCAAUUAAUUUCAAGCUUAAUUUUGUAUAUUUUUUUGGAAGUUCCAUUUACCAUUUCAGUUCGUAUCUCUUUAAUUAUCGUUCACUUUUUGCUUUACGUUAGUUAGUUAAUAUAUGAUAGUCGUAAUUUUAAGGCUUUUUCGGUAUUUUAUGAAUGCUUACCUUUGGCAUAGCUAUCUAGUCGUAUUUGUUACCUGUUUGUAGACUAAUUAGCGGCACUCUUGAAUGGUCCGUGACGAUACAAAAUAUUUAAGGUGUGGGGGGGGUUAUUAUUAUUAUUAUUAUUAUUAUUAUUAUUAUUAUUAUUAUUAUUAUUAUUAUUAUUAUUAUUAUUAUUAUUAUUAUUAUUAUUAUUAUUAUUAUUAUUAUUAUUAUUAUUAUUAUUAUCAUCAGUAAUAUUGUCAUUCCCUGAGACCGUAUCAAACGCCUCCACUGUCCUUCACGUACGUACUGCCAGUGGUGUCCGUACAAUGUCCGUACCGAGGCCGCACAUCACCACCACCAAACCUCCUUGUGUGCACCAGGAGAUGAACUACUUUUGUAUGUAACGUUAAUAAACACAGUCCUUCCUGA
This is a messenger RNA of Homarus americanus (American lobster), 5388 nucleotides long. RefSeq lists its product as uncharacterized. The record is from RefSeq and is a predicted model, not a curated record. The transcript has 15 exons. Bases 372 to 1766 code for a protein of 464 amino acids. Lineage: Eukaryota; Metazoa; Arthropoda; Malacostraca; Decapoda; Nephropidae.